This is a messenger RNA of Chara braunii, 1598 nucleotides long. NCBI's taxonomy places the organism in Eukaryota, Viridiplantae, Streptophyta, Charophyceae, Charales, Characeae. The record is from the annotation of a GenBank genome assembly.
CCGAACUACGUCCGCUGAGGAGCCCCCAGAGCGGGCCGGAAUGCAAAGCCGGUCGGGGUCGGGGGAGCCAAGCAAGGAUCCCGAAAUUGGCAGCAUUGCGGCACGGGACGGAAACAUGGGAAAGGUGUCGCCUGAGCAGGAGCGACGACCGCAAGGAUUGCAGCGAGAGGCUGCAGGUACAGGGUCCAGCGACACGGAGACGACGAAGUCCGCCGAGAUCCGAACUUCUUCGGGCGGGGGGUGUCGGCCAGGGAUUGUCGUGCCGUUGAGAAGGGCAGCGUGCACGGAGAAGGAAGGGCGGUCCUCGGGAUUCAGCACGGGUACCGCGGAAGGGGAUGAGUUUCGUGCAAGGGAAGUAGGGGAGAAAAUGGAGGAACGGAGGGGAGCGCUAGAAGGGGAGGAAGAAGGGGAGGAAGAAGGGGAAGAAGAGGAGGAAGGGGAGGAAGCGGGAGAAACGGAGGUACUGAAUUUGCUUGGAGGAAGGGAGGGUGCCGGAUCUGGAGACGACGAGGUGGAGCACAGUGAGGACGAUGCCGGUUCUGGAGAGUCGUCUGACGAGUUCGGACAACUGUACGGAGAGCAUCAGGAUGAUGUCGACGACGAUGCCACGACGAUAGAGAUGGAGACACAGGUCGUUAGCAGCCUUUCCAGACAGCCUGAAGAUUAUGAGGUCCGACCACUGACGUCUGCUGUCGACUUGCAACACCGCUUCGACGAGGCAUCUGUCGCUAUCAGCCCGUCUAGAACAAGUCGCCGUAUAAGCAUCGACAAAGAUAUCGACGGUAUCCUCAGCGACCACAACGUGUCUGCCCGUCCGUCCACAACGCCUGACAUCGACGAAACUGGCAACGUCACGUCUCCCCUUGCAGCUGCCCUCGCUUCGUCGCCGCCGAAGUCCCUGGCCCUGACGGCCACCCUUGCCGCCGGAGAGGAAGGCGAGGUCGGGGGACGACAACAUGUCACAGGGAAGGGGUCGUCUCGAACACGGAGGUCCUCCAAAUAUCCUGAGCACAUAUUGCAGAAAGUCCCCGGGUUGACUACAAAACACAAGGAUAUGUUAAAGGCAUCAGGGGUUGAUGUCGAGAUCGGGAAGAAGGAGUACAACGUUGCCAUUGAGGAAUGUCUUUCCCUUCUUGCCCCAGAGAAAGGGACAUAUCCACGAUCUGUGAGUAGGGGUCAGGCCAUGUAUGAGAAGUAUUUAGCAACGCGUCAUGCUCCGGGGGAUAAUGCCUAGAACUCCGUUUCUCACUACCCCACGUGUCCUUUGCUCGAUGUUGUGCAGUGCGGGCCGCAAGUGCAGCACGCGGGAAAAGUUUCGCUACAGCGGUUGCGCCUCUGAGCUUGCGGGUUUUGGACGACAUUUUACGAGGCUCGGUGCCGUCUCACACUGUUCUCUCUAUACUGGGCGAUAGCCAAUUUCGGACUGCAGCAAAAGAUCUCCUCACCCUGCUGCAUGUCGACGGCAGGGUGAAUGAUGAGGUGGUCAAUUUCUAUAUGGCAUUGUUGGGGUCAACCGCAUGUGGGUCACGUGACAUCUCGUCGGGCCUUCAAGUCUUCAGCUUUAAUUCGUUCUUCUUCAGUAAACUGCGACUUCAAAG